Seminavis robusta is the source of this 5379-nucleotide messenger RNA. Lineage: Eukaryota; Bacillariophyta; Bacillariophyceae; Naviculales; Naviculaceae. The record is from the annotation of a GenBank genome assembly.
AUGAGCCGUCGCCUCUUGUUCUGUUUUCUGUUUCUUUUGGUGGGUGAAUGUCAAAGUCGAGGAUUUUGGAGUUAUCUGGGUGGAUUUCCUCAAGCAUGGUGGGACCGAAAGACUUGGAUUUUUGGACUUGUCAGAAAGUGGCGCCAUCAGAAAGAUCAGAGAAAACACAAAUUCGUCUUUCGACCGGAAAACUACACCAGCAGUACAAGCUUGACCAACAGUAGCAACAGCACCUACACAGCACAAGAACCGCCUUGGUCCACCACAAACAAUACAACCAACACAAGCAAUUCUUCUUCCAGCUCUUUCUUCACUGAAAACCUUCCUGCUGGUUCCAAUUCUGCAGCCAGCGCCACCAAGGAUGCUACCAGUACAGGUAAAAGUACCACUGGCAGUACAGGCAACACUUAUUUUGAAGCUGGGUCCGGAACAGUAGGUCGUGGCUGUUAUGGAAACAACGGCGACAAUCGGUUCUGUGAACGAAUUCCAAGACAAAUGACAUCUGCUCCAGAUUCACAAAGAGCUUCUUCCUACAGAUACAACGUCCCUGAUCUCGUGGAUACCACCACCAACAAUUAUAAGAACAACAACCAGAGAGGAGGAAGAAGACCACUCAACUUCCUGUUGCAACCUCCCACUAUCAGUCCACAACCUUCGACAAGCAGCAGUCCUAGUCAACAACCUUCCAUUUCACCUUCUCCUACAACUUCUUCACAACCCAGCAAUACACCAUCCAUCAGUUCACAACCAUCCAACAGCAAAAGCCCAUCCACACAACCUUCCAAAAGCCUGUCGCCUACCACCACAACCUAUUACCCCUCGCAAAGACCUACCAUCACGUCACAGCCCACAGACACAGUUGCACCCAGCAAUCCUCCCUCGGUCAGUUCCGCGCCCUCCACAAGUUCACAGCCAAGUCAAACACCCACCCAGAGUCCCCAGCCUUCGAUGGAACCAUCCAGUUUCCCUUCCGUUGUACCUACUAUUAGUGCUCAACCCAGCCAAUCACCCACCCAAACGCCAUCCAUCGAACCUACCAUUAGUGCAGCUCCUUCGACCAGCAAAGAGCCAAGUCAAUCGCCCACCAUCAGCCCCUACCCCACCACAACCAUUCAGCCGUCCCUGGCGCCAUCGGCAACAUCCUUAUUGGCAAGUGCUACUGGUACCAACACCGAUCGAGGACUUACUCCGGCGCCAUCACACCAACCAUUCUAUUACGAGAACAAGGUCACAUUGACACGUCAGAGACCAACACCACAGCCAACCAUAGGAUCAUCACUCUCCGCUAUGGACAACAACACAAGUGCGAGUAACAUCACCAUUGUGAGUAACUCUACCAAUAUUACGAGUAACAACACCAAUACAAGUAACACCACCAUUGCGAGCAACAACAACACCGAUUCCCAUAACGAAACUCAUGGAAUUGCCACCGUGGCACAUCGACCUCGUACCACGACGAAUCAAACCGCUCUAGUCACGGGCAAUGCGACUACGAAUCUGCAGACUCCAACAACAAAUGCCACUCGAAACGCAGGAAAUGCUACUACGAAUCUACAGACUCCAACAAAUGCCACUCUAAACACGGGGAAUGCUACUACGAAUCUACAGACUCCAACAAAUGCCACUCGAAACGCAGGAAAUGAGACUUUGACUCAAAAUGAAAGUCCGACGGAAAAUUCUACGUUUGUCGACAACAGCACUGCCAGCACCACCAAUGCCACUGGGACAGAAGAAACCACCUCAAUGGCCCCUGAUAGUCCUUCGUCUUCUCCGGGUUCGUUGGCUCCUGCUGAUGCAAAUCAUCAAAAUCCCAAUCCCAACACUACUCAAAGCAAUGGCAACAGUCAAAACAAUGUGACGGGGCAAAAUUUUAAUGAGAAUAGCAACGAUACCAAUGGAACCAACAACAGCAAUGCACAACAACCUGUCCAAAAGGAAAACAACAGCACGAAUGGAAACACUGACGCAAGCAAUAACAGCAACAAUAGUUCUACUGGUGGAAUCAUGAGCACCAAUGAAACCAAGGCUCCAACCAAUGCUACAAAUCAUGAAGUACAGAAUGGUUCAGCAGCACCAGCCGCUGCAACGGCUAAUGCCACCAAUGCAAACACGACUACAACGCAGGGAAUGAUCAAUGGUUUCAAUAGCAGCAGCAGCAACAACAACCAAAAUGAAGACGCGACAGCCAUUGGCAACAACAGCAGUUCGAGCGACGGAGACCCUACGAACAGCAGUAGCAAUGGCAUGAGCAGCAAUUCUAGCGGCACGGCUGAAUUCGAGCCCAACGGAAAUCGGACGGGUACUGGUAUCAGCAAGAAUAAUGACACCACGAGUGCUGCGUCGACCCAGGCGCCGUUUAGAGAGGCCAACAACACACUGCGGGAGGCCAAUGCAACCGCAACGCCAACACCAAACGAAACAAUACCAAGCAUCAGUCCUUUUCCGGCCAAUGCCACUGCCGUCAAUUCGACCGCAGCGAAUUCUAACAGCAGCUCAGUUACAAUGAGUCCAACGAGCAUGACCAAUAUGUCGAUGGCUCCUUCCAUUGGAGGAUCGGCAAGAGGAUCAACCACGAGGGCACCGAACUCUUCAAUUACCACCCCAAUCACGCAAACUCCGUCAACCAAAGCAACGGAGGUUCCCACCAAGAUCGAAAAAACGGCAGCCCCGUCAAUCCAAGGAUCCGCCACCGCAUCAGUGACAAGAGCAUCCGAAAACCAAAGUCCAACGGAUCGUGAGAGCACCGAGCAGCCAACGACACUGACUCCAUCGACUGCCCAUCCAACGACUGCUUCCCCGUCCACUGCGUCCACUGCGUCACCGAGCACAGAAACUCCAGCCACAGCAUCGCCCACCAAGGGCAAAACCCAAGGAAGUGGCAAGAGGGAAACUGGACCCCCCGUAACCAGCCCUCCCUCUACUGCAGCAGCAAGCCCUUCCGCAGGUUCCGCUGCGGAACCUACCACCGGUGCACCUACCAGGAGAAGCCCAGAAACCGGUCCUCCGAGCACCGGUCAACCCACAACUGGCUCUCCUACCACAUCAACCACAACUUUGGCGAUGCCAACAACUCCGACGCCAACAAUGACAACUCCAGUUCCUACAGUAUCAGCUAUCAACGGUACAUCUCCACCGACUUCACGGAACCCUACAACCAGCUUGCCCACAACGAUACAACCGACUACUGGAUAUCCAACUACUAGUUCACUCACGACAACAAGCCCCAGCACAUCACACCCUACUGCCAAGAGCGCAGGGAAAAGUCAAACUAGUGAGAGGCCUUCCUCUAACGCUCCAGCUGACACGAUUUCCACUUCUAGUUCUCCUACUACUGGCCAGCCAACCUCGGCCUCCCCUACUACAGCAAGUCCCACAUCAGCCUUACCAACCCCGGCACAACGAAAGGCAUCGCCGAGCGCUAAAGUCCCUUCAUCUAGCCAAACAGCCGUCACACCAACUUCAGAAAUCCCUUCAAGGAAUGGCCUGACAACAGAACGUCCAACCACAUCCGUUCCUACAACCGUGACUCCAACCACUGAGACACCUUCAACAAUAGCCGACUCGACUCAUCAUCCCAUUUCAAGUUCUCCUACCACUGGCUUGCCCGCAACAAGUUCUCCUUCCACUAAAAGCCCAACAUUUGCCUCAGAAACUCGGGAAACCCCAGAUAUAGAGUCGCCAAGCAUCUCCACAACAGGUAGCCAGGCUAGAGUAGCUUCUCCAACCACAAGAGCUCCUACGACGGCAGUGCCCCCAAUUGCCAAUCCUGCGGCCACAACAAAUGAUCGCCAAGGAUCGCAUGUAGCUGCCACAAGUGCUACUGCAUCAAACCCUGAAGCGUCUAUUAACACAGAGGUGCCAACCACAACCUUCGCGAAAAGCUCUACAACAACCAGCCCCACCACAGGAUCUGCAACCGCAAGUCCCAGUUACAUGCCCAGUGUAAGCCCCACAGGUAUGCCCAUGAACAGCCAUCCACCAAGGAUUACAUCAACUAGUCAAAUACCUACUUCUUCUCCAACAGCAAAAAACAGUGCCUCUCCAAGCUCUGCUCCCAGCCAAACGCCGAGCCGGGUCAAAACUGAACAAGAACCCAGCAACAGUCCUUCGCCCAGGGAACACCCCUCUGGAUCUCCAACAGGUGCACUAAGUACUGACCCGAGUGCUGGCCAGAGCUCUGCUCCCAGUGCAAGCCCCACUGGAACCCCAAGUGCCUCUGCUAGUUCUGGUCCUAGUGAGCCACCAAGCAUGAACCCGACUGCAAAGCCAAGCAAUGCACCCUCUGGUUCCCCAACAGGCAGGCCAAGUGCCCACCCCAGUGAAUCCCCCAGCAGCAGCCCUAGCAGAAUCCCAACAGGUGCACCAAGCACCUCACCAAGCUCCACUCCCAGUGACAACCCCAGUGACAUACCAACAGGGGCACCUAGCACGAGCCCAAGCUCAAGUCCAAGUGCUUCUCCAAGUGGCAGCCCUACAGGAACACCCAGUGCUGGCCCCAGUUCCAGCCCUAGUUUUUUCCCAAGCACCAGUCCAACCAGUACACCCAGCACUGGCCCAAGUGCCAGUCCAAGUGCAGAGCCCAGCCACAGUCCCACUGGCGUUCCAAGUGCUGGUCCGAGUGCAAGCCCCAGUUCAAUUCCUACUGGACCCCCCAGUGGCAGUCCAAGCUCCAGCCCCAAUGCUGCACCUAGCAAGAAUCCCACUGGUUCUCCCAGUGUUAGUCCCAGUAUGCAACCCAGCAUAAGCCCAACGGGCAAUCCAAGCCAGGCACCCAGUGAAAGCCCAAGCUCUAGCCCAAGUGGUUCACCUACCUCCAAUCCAAGUUUUGGCCCAAGUGGCUCUCCCAGUUUGUCGCCCUCAGGCAGUCCUACAUCAGAUCCAAGCACCAGUCCAAGCAAUGAACUCAGUACAACACCAAGUACCAAACCCACCACAGCCUCAAGUGAAAGCCCCAGCUCACCGCCUAGUCAAAUCCCAACCUCAGGACCUAGCUCCUCUCCCAGUACUCCUCCCAGUUUAUCACCGAGCAUUAGACCUACUCCGCCACCAAGUGUUGCACCAAGUCUGGGUCCCACUGCAAGCCCAAGCAUCAGCCCAAGCAUCAGCCCAAGCAUCAGCCCAAGCAGCAACCCGAGUAUUAUGCCCAGCAUUGGGCCUACCAACGCACCGAGUGCAAGUCCCAGUCGAACUCCCAGCAUCUCACCAAGCCGGGCACCCACCAUAGGUCCAAGUGUAGCACCCAGUGAAACCCCCAGCUAUUCACCCAGCUCCACCCCAACAGGUCAGCCCAGUACAUCCCCCAGGGUUUUGUUUUCCCAGUCAAGGUCCAAGCUCCUCGUCAACAGAGGAUCCCAGUGCUUCCCCAAGCUCUGCCCCUAG